UUACAUCCGUUGAUUGGACGUGAUACAAACUAUCCGGCUCUUGUCGCUGUUGUUUCCUGCGGUGUGAGUGGUGAAAGCCUGCCAAAAAGACUAAAAUGGCGCUUACUUCUCAAGGAACAAAGAAAAAAGUUUGCUACUACUAUGAUGGUGAUGUUGGAAAUUACUACUAUGGUCAGGGGCAUCCCAUGAAGCCCCACCGAAUCCGCAUGACACACAACCUGUUGCUCAACUAUGGCCUCUACAGAAAGAUGGAGAUAUACCGUCCGCACAAAGCCAGUGGAGAGGAGAUGACCAAGUAUCACAGUGACGACUACAUCAAAUUCCUGCGUUCAAUCCGGCCAGACAACAUGUCAGAGUACAGCAAACAAAUGCAGAGAUUUAAUGUGGGGGAGGACUGUCCAGUGUUUGAUGGUUUAUUUGAGUUCUGCCAGCUCUCAGCAGGGGGCUCUGUUGCUGGUGCCGUGAAGUUGAACAAACAGCAGACAGACAUUGCUAUCAACUGGGCUGGGGGUCUGCAUCACGCCAAGAAGUCUGAGGCUUCUGGGUUUUGCUACGUCAAUGACAUUGUACUGGCUAUUCUGGAAUUACUGAAAUACCACCAGAGAGUUCUGUACAUAGAUAUUGAUAUCCAUCAUGGGGACGGUGUUGAGGAGGCCUUCUACACCACAGACCGCGUUAUGACAGUUUCCUUCCACAAGUAUGGAGAGUACUUCCCCGGCACAGGCGAUUUGAGGGACAUUGGUGCUGGGAAGGGUAAAUAUUAUGCUGUGAAUUAUCCACUGAGGGAUGGGAUUGAUGAUGAGUCAUAUGAAGCCAUAUUCAAACCUAUCAUGGCUAAGGUGAUGGAGAUGUACCAGCCCAGCGCGGUGGUUCUGCAGUGCGGAGCUGAUUCUUUGUCAGGAGACAGGCUCGGCUGCUUUAACCUCACCAUUAAAGGUCAUGCCAAGUGUGUGGAGUACAUGAAGAGCUUUAACCUGCCACUGCUGAUGCUGGGUGGAGGAGGCUACACUAUCCGCAAUGUGGCACGCUGCUGGACAUAUGAAACUGCUGUAGCCCUCGAUUCCUCCAUCCCUAAUGAGCUCCCAUACAAUGACUACUUUGAAUACUUUGGACCGGACUUCAAACUGCACAUCAGCCCCUCCAACAUGACCAACCAGAACACCAACGACUACCUGGAAAAGAUCAAGCAACGCUUGUUUGAGAACUUGCGUAUGCUGCCUCACGCUCCGGGAGUUCAGAUGCAGGCCAUCCCUGAAGAUGCUGUACAGGAGGACAGUGGCGACGAGGAGGAAGAUGACCCCAACAAACGCAUCUCCAUCCGUGCCCACGACAAGAGGAUAGCUUGUGAGGAGGAGUUCUCUGACUCAGAGGAUGAAGGUGAAGGCGGCCGCAGAAACGCAGCCAGCUUCAAGAAAGCAAAGCGAGCCAAAACCGAAGGAGAGAAAGAGGGAGAAGAAAAGGAGAAGAAAGGUGAGGAGGAAACAAAAGAAGUAAAAGAAGAGGAGAAGGUGCCAGAGGAGGAGAAAAUGGACACAUCAAAGCCAAAAGAGGAAUCCAAGACACCUUGAGGUCCUCAGCAUCUAAAGAUGCCAGAGCAGCUGAUCAGAACUGAUCACACCAGAUUUUUUGGAUUGAUCAUCUUUCCAGGCUGCUGCUGAGGAAAUCGGUGAAGGACUAAACCUUUGUAAUGAGAGGUCCUACUCCCUCAAAACGGGACGAGGAUCUUACCAUGUUUUUCUAGGACAACUUUUCAACUUUGCUGUUUAUGGACUAGAGUCAAAAUGAGUGUUUUUGAGUAUUGUUUUUGUAUGCUUUCUUAUUUUUUUGUCUUGAAUCUUUUUAAGCGAUGACAUGUGCUUUUCCCUUGUGAAGCAACUCUGUAAAAAAAAAAAAAAAAAAUGGCUUAGUACAUGUUUGCUUUUAUAUAUCUGAUUGAUUUAAUUUAUUUAAAUCAUAGAUAUUUUGGCUACUCUGUUUUGUCUUUCAAUCCCACUUUAGUCCUGUGCCUUUUUGAAUAUGUAGUUGAAGCAUGUUUGUACGAUAGAUCCUUUUCUUUAAUACAUUUGUGUCACUGGUCUUGCCUGCUAAAGUCACCAAGAAUGGUUAAGAUGGUUGUCUAAACCUAUAAACCUCUUACAUGUCACAAUGUAAGUUUAUUAUAUUCUUAUAUCUAAGGUUAUGAUAGGAUGUGCCCUUUACUGGCACACUGGCAUUUUCUUUGUUAAAUUUCUGUGACUCACAAUGUUGAAAAUGUUUGGGUCCAGUAUCAGGCUUAGAUUCCACUGAAGUUUGGGCUUGAAUGUCCAAGAUACUGUAUAGUACUCAGUGUAAAAUGAGAGGCAAGGUAAAAGCCAGAAUUCAUUCAUUUGUUGUAUAUAUUUGUAAAAGUGUUUCACCACAGAGUUUGCAAGUGUCAUUUAAAUCAGACAGACCCAGGUGUGUGUUGACCACAUUUUAAAACACCAAUAAAAACUGCCAUAAAAAGUUG
Messenger RNA from Seriola aureovittata, 2488 nucleotides. RefSeq names its product probable histone deacetylase 1-B. The record is from RefSeq and is a predicted model, not a curated record. Gene Ontology annotation, molecular function: histone deacetylase activity. The coding region runs from base 96 to 1568 and encodes 490 amino acids. NCBI's taxonomy places the organism in Eukaryota, Metazoa, Chordata, Actinopteri, Carangiformes, Carangidae. The transcript has 14 exons.